Molecule: messenger RNA, 2794 nt
Organism: Rotaria socialis
Lineage: Eukaryota; Metazoa; Rotifera; Eurotatoria; Philodinida; Philodinidae
Source: the annotation of a GenBank genome assembly
AUGAAAAAACUCAGUGAUAAUGGUCAAUUUAAAAAAGCUAUUGACCUAUAUGAAGAUCAAGUUAAGAAAGAUAAAAACCAAAAUACUAGUUUAGCUGUGAAUCAAGCUUUAAAAUCAUGUAUUGACCUUGAUGAUAUAAAACGUGGCAAAUAUAUUCACGAAAAUCUAUCUUCUACAAGGAAGAAAAAUCCAUUUAUUCAAGCGAAUCUAAUUCGUCUAUAUAUGAAAUGUGGUGACUAUGAAAAAAGUAAACAAAUCUUUAUCGAUAGUAAUAAUAAAACAACAAACAUGCUUAAUAAUAUUCUCAAAGGUCUUGCCGAUAAUAGUCGUCAUGAAGAAGCAUUGAAUCUUUUUAAAGAAAUCGAUAUUAAAACAGAUGAAUAUACUUUCAGUAUUUUAUUUAAAAUUUGUUCGGACCUCGGUGAUCAACGUUCGUUAGAAUUUGGACAAUUAAUUCUUGACAGAAUGCCUAAAGAGUUUCAUAAGAAUAUCGUGAUAAUAACCGCUGCUUUACAAAUGUUUAUUAAGUGUGGUGAUAUUUCCAAAGCCGAAGAAUUAUUUAAUGCAAUAGAGAACAAAAAUUUAUUUACUUUUAGUACAAUGAUGAAUGGUUUUAUUUUAAACAAACAAGAACAACGAGCUAUUGAUCUUUUCUUUCAAAUAAAAAAACCGUCCAAAGCUAUUUUACGUAUAUUUUUUAAUGCUUGUGCUCAAUUACAAACUGAAAAUGCAUUGACUGUGGGUAAAAACGUAUUUGAUCAAUUAGCUAUUGAUUCAAAUGAAUCAAAAGAUGUAUUAAAUAUGGCUUUAAAUAUGUUUAUUAAAUGUGGUGAUCUUAAAAGUGCUGAAUGUUUAUUUAAUCGAAUUGAUCGAACUAUUAUUUGUUAUGGAUCAAUGAUGAAACUUUAUAACAUUAAAGAUCAACCGGAGAAAACGUUGGAAUUAUUUCAAAGAAUGAAACAGGAAAGUUUAAUUCCAGAUGAAAUUUGUUAUGUGCUACUCAUUGAUGCAUUGUCAAAAAUUGGUGAUCUUUCACUAGGUCAAUCAUUUCUUUGUGGAAUGCCAAAGCAUUUCUUAAGCAAUUCAUGGAUUCAAGUUGCAUUGAUUGAUAUAUCGGGUAAAGUUGGUUCACCAGAUAAAAGUAAAGAAAUAUUUGACAUGAUUGAACAUCCAGACAGAGUUGCUUUUGGAGCUAUGAUAAAUGCGUAUGGUUUGAAUGGAAUGGGUUUGGAAGCAAUUGAAUCAUUUAAUAGAAUUCCAUCGAAUAUGCUAGAUAAUGUUAUUUAUAUAUGUGCAUUAAAUGCUUGCUCUCAUUCGGCUCUUAUUGGUCAAGCUUGGGAGAUCUUCGAAAAAAUUCCAUUGAAUCAGAGAACAGAACAAAUUUAUACAACAAUGGUUGAUACAAUUAGUAGGGUUUCUCUUUUUGAUCAAGCACUGGAAUUAAUUGAUGAAUAUGAACAAUCUCAUAAUCCUUCCAUUCCAAUGUACAUGUCAAUACUUUCAUCUGCUCGAAAUGCAAAGAAUGUUUCAUUGUCAGAAAAAGUUUUUCAUUGUAUUGAAUCUAAUUUUCCAAAUAAUGAAAGUUAUCUCACAUCGGCUCGAAUUCUUCUUGCUAAUGCAUAUAGUUUAAGCGGAAAUAAAUUGACGUCAUCCAAUGUUCGAGUGAAAGUAAAUCAAUCAAGUGAGAAAAAGGUUGCUGGUUGUUCAUGGACGGUUGUUAAUGGAAAAAGAUUUCGAGCUCAUGAAAAAUCAAAUCCAUAUUCGUCUCAAAUUUUUAAAGAAUCAACUCGCUUAAUAGAUCGACUAAUCAAGCAUGGUUAUAAACCAGAUGAAUCAUGGAUAACUCGAGAGUUAAAUGACUGUGAAACAGUUGAGUCAGUAUUAUGUGGACAUAGUGAACGACUGGCAAUCGUUUUCAAUUUACUUCAACGGCCAAUACCAACCCGUAUUCAAAUUGUUCAAAAUCUACGUAUUUGUGGCGAUUGUCGUAAGUGGAAAAAUUAUUUGAUUUGAAGCGCCCGAUGCUAAUUCGAGCACGACCUGCAGUGAUUUUUAGAAAACCAUCGAUAUCUUUGUUUGACGACGUCUGUUUUAGGUCGUUAUUUUUGUUUCUCUCCGAUAGAGUCAUCGGCACUAUACAUUUAUGUUGAUUUCUUGUUAAAAAUGAAUCCGGUUUUAAUCAGUAAUCGCGAAUACAAAACCACGAAGCUGACUCUUUUUCUCGUGCUGUUGCUGGCCUUAUAAUUCUACUCCAUGUAGUUUUUCGGCUUAAUUCGAUCACCAGAUGGAAUUUGAUAGUAGUGCUCAGAAAAAACUUUGUUUUAGCAGAAAAAGUUUUUCAAACCGAAAAAAAAAUUAAUCACUCAAUCCGUCAAAUGAGAUCUUAUCAUUUCGCAUAGUUUUUUAAUCCAUAUUUGUGGUCAUUUUUAUUCUUUUUUAUUGGUCACUUCUGUAACGAAAAUAAGACGCUUGGCAUCAUUCGAACUCGAUCUUAGAACAAAAACUGUAGUACAGAUCAAGAACUAUCUGUGUAUAUGAUGUCGAAUAAUAUGGACGACAGAUAAAAGAAUUUUCAGGUAAACCCGAGAACACCCUUUUUGCAUUCAUUCAUCAAUUCAAUUUAUACAAAGAUAGAAAUACAAAUCAUGAAAUUCAUAUAGAACCAUAUUCAAGUUCAAUUUUCAAUUUCAUCACGUAAGAUUUAUUCUAAAUAGCAACACAAAUAUACGUCACAGUUCGUAACAAUUAUUUUAAGCGAUGAAAUGUGUUGAUUAAUAUUAUAACCACACGUACG